UCAGGCAGCUCGAAAGCCACUCUGUUUUGGGGUCCUCACUGCUCUUCCACGUCUCCCGGAAGAGUAGCUGAGCCGCCGCUGGUGGGGGACUGGGUUUGCUCAGCCUGGGCCCUUUCCCGGCCGGCUGUUGAGGGGGCGGCCCGGGAGGGAAAGGAGGCCGCGCGCAGCAGCCGCUUCAGAGUCCUCAGGUGCACCAGUAGGAUUAUUCUGCUGCCAUCAUGUCCUGGUUUGCUGAUCUUGCUGGGAAGGCAGAAGAUCUUUUAAACAGAGUUGAUCAAGGAGCUGCAACGGCUCUUAGUAGGAAAGAGAACACCAGCAACAUCCCUUAUAGCAAAAAUACUGACUAUCCCGAGCUUCACCAGCAAAAUGCAGAUUUGACUCAUCAGACGGGAUCUAAAACUACUUAUAUUUCCUCAGCAGCUGAUAACAUUAGAAAUCAAAAAGCCACCAUCUUAGCUGGCACCGCAAAUGUGAAAGCAGGAUCUCGGACGUCAGGGGAGGCGUCCCACCCUGUUGAAAAUGCAUCUGUUCCUAGGCCUUCAUCCCAGUUUGUGCGAAGAAAAAAGUCAGAACCUGAUGAUGAACUGCUGUUUGAUUUUCUUAAUAGUUCACAGAAGGAGCCUACUGGAAAAGUGGAAAUCAAAAAAGAGAGGGGCAAGACACCUGUCUUUCAGAGUUCUCGGACAGGUGUCAAUUCUGUGAACACCGGUGUGCCCACCGUCAAAACCGUUGAGGAGGAUCCUGGGAGCCAAGGCCAUGAAGCCGCCACUAAUUCAGUUUCUGGCCAUGAAGGGCAAGAGGAUUCUUCAAAGGAAAAUAUAUCACCCAACGCUGCCUGUGCUGAUCACAACCCAACACCUAAUGAUGACGGCAAAUCACAUGAACUGUCUAACCUUCGACUAGAAAAUCAACUGCUGAGGAAUGAAGUUCAGUCUUUAAAUCAAGAAAUGGCCUCACUGCUUCAGCGAUCCAAGGAAACUCAGGAAGAAUUAAACAAAGCAAGAGCACGAGUUGAAAAGUGGAAUGUUGACCAUUCAAAGAGUGAUCGAAUAACUCGAGAACUUCGAGCCCAGGUCGAUGACCUGACUGAAGCGGUGGCUGCGAAGGAUUCCCAGCUGGCCGUUUUGAAAGUGAGACUCCAGGAAGCUGACCAGCUGUUGAGUGCUCGCACAGAAGCACUGGAAGCCUUACAGAAUGAAAAAUCACGAAUAAUGCAGGAUCACAGCGAAGGCAGUAGCCUGCAGAAUCAGGCUCUACAAACUCUUCAGGAGAGACUGCAUGAAGCAGACGCCAGUCUGAAGAGAGAGCAGGAGAGCUAUAAACAAAUGCAGAGUGAGUUUGCGGCCCGUCUUAAUAAAAUGGAAGUAGAGCGUCUGAAUUUGGCAGAAGCAGUCACUCUGGCAGAAAGAAAAUACUCAGAUGAGAAGAAGAGAGUGGAUGAGCUACAGCAGCAGGUCAAAACGCUUAAGUCCAAUGUGGAUUCCUCCAAGCAGGAAUUAAUUGACUACAAGCAAAAAGCCACGAGAAUACUCCAGUCUAAAGAAAAGCUGAUUAACAGUUUAAAGGAAGGCUCUGGUUUUGAAGGCCUCGAUAGCAGUACUGCUAAUAGCAUGGAACUAGAAGAACUUCGGCAUGAGAAGGAGAUGCAAAGGGAGGAAAUUCAGAAACUGAUGGGGCAGAUACAUCAGCUGCGCUCUGAGUUACAGGACAUGGAAGCUCAGCAGGUUAGUGAAGCAGAAUCAGCAAGAGAACGGCUACAGGAUCUGCAAGACCAAAUAGCUGGACAGAAAGCAUCUAAACAAGAACUUGAGGCCGAGUUGGAGCGACAGAAGCAGGAAUUUCACUACAUGGAAGAAGAUCUGUAUCGAACAAAGAACACAUUGCAAAGCAGAAUUAAAGAUCGAGAAGAUGAGAUUCAGAAACUCAGGAAUCAGCUUACCAAUAAAACUUUAAGCAAUAGCAGUCAGUCCGAGUUAGAGAAUCGACUCCAUCAGCUGACAGAGACGCUCAUCCAGAAGCAGACCAUGCUGGAGAGCCUCAGCACGGAGAAGAACUCCCUCGUCUUCCAGCUGGAGCGCCUCGAGCAGCAGAUGAACUCUGCCUCUGGAAGCAGUAGCAACGGGUCUUCUAUUAACAUGUCUGGAGUUGACAGUGGAGAAGGCACACGUCUGCGAAAUGUUCCUGUUCUUUUUAAUGACACAGAAACUAACUUGGCCGGAAUGUAUGGAAAAGUCCGCAAAGCUGCUAGUUCAAUUGACCAAUUUAGCAUCCGUCUGGGAAUUUUUCUCCGAAGAUACCCCAUAGCACGAGUUUUUGUAAUUAUAUAUAUGGCUUUGCUUCACCUGUGGGUCAUGAUCGUUCUGUUGACGUACACACCAGAAAUGCACCAUGACCAACCACAUGGCAAAUGAACUCAGCCCGGCCGCUUCAGUGCUUGGUUGUCUGUCUCCAGUCUCCAGUCUGCCAAGGGGUCACUUGCUUAAACUUCCUGAGAAGGGUGCACAAGAUUAUUUUACAAGCUUUUAACUUUUUAAGUUAUUAUACAAGUACUGUGCUACCUAAAUCUUCUUCUGAUUUCCUUCAGCUGGUAAGAGUUUUCUAAAAUGAACAGCAAUUUAAUGAGCUGAGCUCUGCUUUUUCUGAGGGUCAGUGGUGCAGUGUACAUAUGUACACACAGAUGCUGGGGUUGUUUGCCUCUGUACAGACCAUCCUGUAGCUUAGGUGAUGUUCAUUAUGGGUCAUAAUCAGGGAAACUAAUUGUAUUUAGUAAUAUAAAUAAAAUGUUUUCCUUUUGAUAA
Molecule: messenger RNA, 2798 nt
Organism: Phacochoerus africanus (Common warthog)
Lineage: Eukaryota; Metazoa; Chordata; Mammalia; Artiodactyla; Suidae
Gene: GOLGA5
Product: golgin A5
Exons: 13
Coding region: 219-2411 (730 amino acids)
Biological process (GO): retrograde transport, vesicle recycling within Golgi; Golgi organization
Cellular component (GO): Golgi cisterna; Golgi membrane
Source: RefSeq, a predicted model, not a curated record